Messenger RNA from Opisthorchis viverrini, 3207 nucleotides. RefSeq lists its product as hypothetical. The record is from RefSeq and is a predicted model, not a curated record. Lineage: Eukaryota; Metazoa; Platyhelminthes; Trematoda; Opisthorchiida; Opisthorchiidae. The transcript is spliced from 4 exons. Bases 1 to 3207 code for a protein of 1068 amino acids.
AUGGACCCAUUCUGGUACGUUCCUCCCGAUCAAUAUGCCGGCCUAAUCUGGACAAACACCUCUAUACCCGAGAAUGGCCAAGAGAAAUUGGAAAACGCGAAUGAAAGGCUAUUCUUCUGGAUGGCAGUCGCUGUCUAUUCGACUUGUGUGAAUGUGGUUAUAUCCUUGCUCUGUCACUUGUCCAAACGCCUGGUCAUGCCAAAACCGACAAAAACGGCCACUCAAGUGAGACUGGACCAGUCUGAUUCCGGAGUAAGAAGGACAUAUUAUCGUAUCCCUGUUUUCAACUGGAUAAUGUCCAAGGCUGUCUCACGAGAUUCUGGAAAGUCCUCCUGGCGGUGCACGGUCCGAACUGACUGCUGCGUAUACCAGGCAAUUUAUACUUGUGGUGCAUGCCAUUUGAAACGUCCUCAAUCGCAGAGUAGUUUAGACUACGUGAUACGCACGUUCGACCCUCGAGGUGCCAAGGCUUUGGAGUUCACUGGUCCCCGUAAGUUGGACAGCACUGAGGCAACAAAUGGCAAAAGAGAAUUAGAGUUAGACCAACCAGCAUCAUCCCUACUACAAGUUCCAAAUCUCCCCGCGAACCGUGUAAUGACAAAACGCCAAAACGUACCCAUUCUUCCAAGAGUCGCUUUAUUUUUUGUUCAUCUCCUCGCCGUUCUGGACAUUAUCCAAGUGAUUUGUGACUACAUUUUCCCGUUUAUAUUACGCUCUCCACAAGUCGAGAAUAUGAUUCCGUCCAGGAUGCGAUAUCACCUGGAUUGCCACUUGCGCAUUAUGAUUAGUAUGCCUACCAGAUUUGUUGUGGAGUGGACACUGGUGGUUUACGGAGUCGAACGACUCAUUACGACCAUUCGUCGGAAACCUCUGUUUCGUGCGUACCCGAAGCGAGUCACGGAUCAUGCGGAAUUCAAUGCGUUGAAAGUCAAGAUCGGAAUGGGUUUGUUCAUCGUGAUCAUGUUUGCCGCAUGCAGCAACUAUUUCAUUAUUGUGGGUCAGCCAACUGCACUAAUCGAUGCUACGGGUAGAAAAUACAGACGCCUAAUUGUUUCUUGUAACAUUCGGAAGGAGUUCCAACAGUUGAAUACGCGGGUUUUGAAUUAUGUGAAAGUGUUUCUGUUUGCCUGUAUACCUCAGUUGAUCACCUUAGUUUGCCUCACUUCAAUUGCCUUUAUUUGGUCCCUUCAUCGAAUAUUUUCUCAGACAGCCCGCGCUGUUCCACAAACGAAUGUGUGUGAGUUCGACUCAUCCAACUAUCUGUUCGCAUCAAACAUGUGCACAGCCAUGUUUUACGUACACGGUCUUCUGCGACUCGGUUUCCAAAGCUUGACGAAUUUGAAAAGCAUUAGUGAAACGAUUAUGAAACAGUCUCCGGGACAUGAGAUCCUCAUGUGGGAGCCCAAAUUGGCCAUGAUGCGCAUUGCAUUCACGCCCACGAUCAUUUCCGUUCUACUGGCAUUUCUUCUGUUGGAACGCAGAAAAGGACUGCGUGAUACAACGUGUUCAACAGUCAAACUGGUUUCAUCUCCUUUGCCUUCCGAUGUAUGCUCUAUGGAUGACAACCCCUCGCACUUACCGGAAGGACCGACAAACGCUUCACUGCCAAUCAGCACGUCCACGAUGGACCCAUUCUGGUACGUUCCUCCCGAUCAAUAUGCCGGCCUAAUCUGGACAAACACCUCUAUACCCGAGAAUGGCCAAGAGAAAUUGGAAAACGCGAAUGAAAGGCUAUUCUUCUGGAUGGCAGUCGCUGUCUAUUCGACUUGUGUGAAUGUGGUUAUAUCCUUGCUCUGUCACUUGUCCAAACGCCUGGUCAUGCCAAAACCGACAAAAACGGCCACUCAAGUGAGACUGGACCAGUCUGAUUCCGGAGUAAGAAGGACAUAUUAUCGUAUCCCUGUUUUCAACUGGAUAAUGUCCAAGGCUGUCUCACGAGAUUCUGGAAAGUCCUCCUGGCGGUGCACGGUCCGAACUGACUGCUGCGUAUACCAGGCAAUUUAUACUUGUGGUGCAUGCCAUUUGAAACGUCCUCAAUCGCAGAGUAGUUUAGACUACGUGAUACGCACGUUCGACCCUCGAGGUGCCAAGGCUUUGGAGUUCACUGGUCCCCGUAAGUUGGACAGCACUGAGGCAACAAAUGGCAAAAGAGAAUUAGAGUUAGACCAACCAGCAUCAUCCCUACUACAAGUUCCAAAUCUCCCCGCGAACCGUGUAAUGACAAAACGCCAAAACGUACCCAUUCUUCCAAGAGUCGCUUUAUUUUUUGUUCAUCUCCUCGCCGUUCUGGACAUUAUCCAAGUGAUUUGUGACUACAUUUUCCCGUUUAUAUUACGCUCUCCACAAGUCGAGAAUAUGAUUCCGUCCAGGAUGCGAUAUCACCUGGAUUGCCACUUGCGCAUUAUGAUUAGUAUGCCUACCAGAUUUGUUGUGGAGUGGACACUGGUGGUUUACGGAGUCGAACGACUCAUUACGACCAUUCGUCGGAAACCUCUGUUUCGUGCGUACCCGAAGCGAGUCACGGAUCAUGCGGAAUUCAAUGCGUUGAAAGUCAAGAUCGGAAUGGGUUUGUUCAUCGUGAUCAUGUUUGCCGCAUGCAGCAACUAUUUCAUUAUUGUGGGUCAGCCAACUGCACUAAUCGAUGCUACGGGUAGAAAAUACAGACGCCUAAUUGUUUCUUGUAACAUUCGGAAGGAGUUCCAACAGUUGAAUACGCGGGUUUUGAAUUAUGUGAAAGUGUUUCUGUUUGCCUGUAUACCUCAGUUGAUCACCUUAGUUUGCCUCACUUCAAUUGCCUUUAUUUGGUCCCUUCAUCGAAUAUUUUCUCAGACAGCCCGCGCUGUUCCACAAACGAAUGUGUGUGAGUUCGACUCAUCCAACUAUCUGUUCGCAUCAAACAUGUGCACAGCCAUGUUUUACGUACACGGUCUUCUGCGACUCGGUUUCCAAAGCUUGACGAAUUUGAAAAGCAUCAGUGAAACGAUUAUGAAACAGUCUCCGGGACAUGAGAUCCUCAUGUGGGAGCCCAAAUUGGCCAUGAUGCGCAUUGCAUUCACGCCCACGAUCAUUUCCGUUCUACUGGCAUUUCUUCUGUUGGAACGCAGAAAAGGACUGCGUGAUACAACGUGUUCAACAGUCAAACUGGUUUCAUCUCCUUUGCCUUCCGAUGUAUGCUCUAUGGAUGACAACCCCUCGCACUGUAAAUGA